CUGCCAAAAAGCUUGUUGCUCAACCAAUGUCGUGUAUCAUGCCACUGCAAGUGACCUUCUAGGGGAAGUUUGCGAGGAGCCCCAAAUAUAUGCUAAUUCGGUUUUCUGUGCUCUUGGCGACACGUCAGCUACUCGAGGCUGAGUGUGUGGGAAACUCCGGUCCUGAAAAUAGGAGGAGACAGCAAAAAGGAGUACGGCUCUAUACAUUCAAGGGUUUUAUCGCAAAAUCUCGUUCCUGAAUCUCGUUCUCGUUCAACGAUCCCGCUUAUCUACCGGCCAUGCCCCAAAAGCGUCCACACCACAAAUCCCGAUACGGAUGUGACCGCUGUCGAAAGAGGCGCGUAAAGUGCGAUGAAAAGCUACCACAGUGCACGAAUUGCACCAAGCGCGGCGACGAAUGCUGCUUUUCCCGCCAACUAUUCCAGCAAUCCGACCUUCCUAACGCCACCGGUCCGCAGGCCGAAUCGCUCAAUGCAGCCUCUGUGGUACCUGCCGACGCGAUCGGAAUCUCGGAGGUGGCGCUCAUGCAUCACUGGUGUACGCGAACCUGUUACAGCUUUACGCCAAAAGGAGCGGAACUUUUUCGGGAGCACGUCGGUCAAGAAGCACUGCGGCACGACUAUCUCAUGGAAGCGCUCCUGGCAUUGACAUUGCUCCACAUGGCAAGCGAGAUGGAAGACGCCACGGCUGCCCGUCCCUUGGUCAGCGCCGCCCUCCAGUACCAGAAUCGGAGCGUCUCGGGCCUCCGUUCAAAUCUCAAUCACAUCUCACGCUCGAACUGCGACGCUGUCUUCACAUGCUCCGUUCUGAUCAUGGUGUGCGCCGUCGUAUCACCACUUCUACCCUCGGGGGGGGACGACCAACCUAAGCCGAUUGCAGAGUCUAUCCUAAUUUUAGCCGACUUUAUCAAUGCCAUUGCAUCUAUCGUCCAACUCAGUCGCCAUUGGAUCGUGCAGGGCCCGCUCUCUGGCGUCUUCGGCAUUGUCGAACCGAUGCCGUCAUCCAUGGACGAAUGGGCUGCAGCCACAGAGUUGCGCCGCCUGAUGGACACAGCUGUCUGCCCCAGUAGCUAUAAACAUGCCGUUUUGGAACGCGCAAUACAGGCGCUGGAAAAGGCCUUUAGGAGGGAGCACUGUGCCGUUGUGUGGGUGACUAGAGUCGACUCGGAGUUCAUGGAGGAGCUGCGAGGAGGUGAGCCGUUGGCGAUGAUGAUCUUUAUGCACUGGGGUGUGUUGCUGUAUAUCACUGAUGAUAUGUGGUGGAAACGGUAUUCAGGGUCGAGGCUUGUGGAUGAGCUUUCAGCUGUGCUCCUCGGACGCAGUGAAGAGUGGGACAAGAUUACAAUAUGGUGUCGGCAACAGGUUGAACUGUGUGAAUAGAGUCUUUCAUUCUUGCGGACUUUGUCGUCGAAGAUGUUGUCGAGACAGUAGGAGUCAAGGUAUGCACAUCUCAGCAACAGCAGUCUUUCUUCAUUUUCUAUAUUGGUUUUUGUCCUAUGUGCUUUAUUUAAUGCGCAUUAGGGGCGCGUACAGUAUUCAUGAUUUGCUCGUAGCUGAAGAGAUGUUGUAUUCUUGUAAUUUGUCUGUGCGCGUCUCCAUCCCACGUCCCAGUCGCCGCAUCAACUCCACUGCAUGUCAACAUGUCCAUUGGCGUUAAAGAAUGGAAAGAAUUAAAAGAGCAAUGAAGGAAUACAUUUGUGUAGGAAAUCAU
Messenger RNA from Trematosphaeria pertusa, 1710 nucleotides. RefSeq lists its product as uncharacterized. The transcript has a single exon. Lineage: Eukaryota; Fungi; Ascomycota; Dothideomycetes; Pleosporales; Trematosphaeriaceae. The record is from RefSeq and is a predicted model, not a curated record. Gene Ontology annotation, biological process: regulation of transcription by RNA polymerase II. The annotation marks the transcript as partial. Gene Ontology annotation, molecular function: DNA-binding transcription activator activity, RNA polymerase II-specific; zinc ion binding.